Cajanus cajan (pigeon pea) is the source of this 1350-nucleotide messenger RNA. Its product is annotated as transposon Tf1-107 polyprotein. Lineage: Eukaryota; Viridiplantae; Streptophyta; Magnoliopsida; Fabales; Fabaceae. The record is from RefSeq and is a predicted model, not a curated record.
AUGAUUACGUCGUUACAUCUAAAUGACCAAGAUAAUGUAGAGUCUCUUUACUCAGAACAGAGUUCUGCAGAUGAAGAUACUGCAUUUGCCCUACAAGAUUCUUUCUCAAAUGACUCUAGCUGUGAUACAAAUGACUAUAGUCAAGAGGAAGAACCAAUUCCUAUCUUCGCUGUCGAACAAUCCGACAGUAUGACAACUAUUGUUCCUUCACACCCCAAUGUGGAAAUUGAAAUUCUACCAUCUAAGUAUGAGAAGCCUAUCAAAGUCAUAGGUUUCCUUGAUACAGGUGCCUCGAAGACUAUGAUGAAUCCAGAAAUCUUGCCACCUCAUUUCUGGAGGAAGGAAGAUACCUUCUUCAUAGCAGCUGACGGAAAGACCUUCAGAACAGAAGUCAUUUCACGAGCACCAAUAGGCAUUCGUCUCUUCAAAGACUGCAUAAUUUUGUCUAAAUUCGUUGGAACUCAGUUGCCUAACAAAGAUAUCUUAAUUGGAAUGGAUGUCUUCACUCAAGCACACAGGUUACUCAUUCAUCCAAGUGGACUCAGAUUCAAAGGAGAAUUUAAGCCUUUCGUGCCAACCAGUAAGCUAUAUUCCCUUUCUGAAGCUCCACCAGAAUUGGAAGAAAUCAAGAUACAAUUGAGGUCUUUAUGUUCUGAUAAUCAUAAAGAUUUCACUCAUCCAAAACCACUUUGGAAGAAUCCUGAUUUCUUUAUACAAUUGCCAUUCAAGCUAAAUGAGGACAUAAAUCCCACAAAAGCAUCCCAUCCAGGCAUGUCUCCAUCUGAUCUUAAGCUUGCCAAACAAGAAUGUCAAGAACUGCUCAGACAAGGUCUCAUUGAACAUACGACAUCAAAUUGGGCGUGCCCAGAUUUCUACGUAGAAAAAAGAUCAGAAAGACUCAGAGGAAAGAAAAGAUUAGUCGUUGACUACAAGCCUCUCAACCAUUUCUUGAAAGAUGACAAGUUUCCACUACCCAAGGCAUCCACCCUGCCUAUCUUGCUAAAAGAAUCAAAAAUAUUCUCUAAAUUUGAUCUCAAAUCCGGAUUCUGGCAGUUAGGAGUUGAUCCCAGUGAAAGGCACAAGAUAGCUUUCUGCAUACCCAAUGCACAGUAUCAAUGGACUGUCCUACCUUUCGGCUUGAAGGUAGCACCAUCACUAUUCCAGAAAGCAAUAACAAAGAUACUUGAACCGCUCUUAGAUAAUGCUAUCAUCUACAUAGAUGAUAUUAUCUUAUUCUCCAAAGACAUGGAGAGUCACAAAAAGCUUUUUAAGCCAAUUCCUGGAAAGAGCAAACUUGUAUGGUAUCAUGUUUUCAGAAAAGAAGAUACAGUUAGCCCAACAGGAAAUUGA